Vigna unguiculata (cowpea) is the source of this 1186-nucleotide messenger RNA. RefSeq lists its product as uncharacterized. The record is from RefSeq and is a predicted model, not a curated record. Lineage: Eukaryota; Viridiplantae; Streptophyta; Magnoliopsida; Fabales; Fabaceae.
UAAAUAAGAAAAAGAUUGGAAGUAGUGAGGGAAGUGGAAGCAGAUGGAGCCAAAGAAUGAUUUUGUGCGCUGGACGUUUGAAUUCAUUCUUCAGAACGUCCCAGACACAGAGAUUAACGGUAACAUGCUAAAAAAUGCGGUUCGAAUCGCCGCCGGAUUUUCUGUUCUUGAUUCCCGCCUCAGGAAGGCCAUUCUUCUCAAAACUCUUCGAUACCACCUCUGCACUCACUCCAUCACCGAACCCCUUCUCGAAACCCUCGAGUUCCUUGAGGAACUCUUUCACUGCGAAGCCUCUCCGGUCACCGCUACCAUGACUGCCGCCUACUGUGCCGUGGCGGUGGAAUGCACGACCAAGUAUCUGAAAUUAAAUCCCCACCACCACAAUCCUCUCUACCUCGAUGCCGUGAACAGGAUAUGGCGAGUUAGGAUUGCGCUUAUGAAUAGUUCCGGAGAAAGGAGGGCUCUGCUUUCAGGGGAGUUGGAGCAGUGGAGAAAGGACAUUGAAACUUCACUUUUGGAUUCAGAAGUAAUGGAAAGGUUGGCCUCCAUAGAUACUAAAAGGGAUGCCAUGGUGAAGCUCAAAGCAUUUUUAGGUGAAGCUUGUCCCGAUUUGGACCCUUCUUCGCACGCUGAUACUAAAAGGGAUGCCAUGGUGAAGCUCAAAGCAUUUUUAGAUGAAGCUUGUACCGAUUUGGACCCUUCUUCGCAAGCAGAUACUAAAAGGGAUGCCAUGGUGAAGCUCAAAGCAGUUUUAGAUGAAGCUUGUACCGAUUUGGACCCUUCUUCGCACGCCGAUACUAAAAGGGAUGCCAUGGUGAAGCUCAAAGCAGUUUUAGAUGAAGCUUGUACCGAUUUGGACCCUUCUUCGCACGCCGGGCAUAUUUGAGAGAUAUGAUAAAGACAGGAGUGGAAAAAUUGAUCCUUAAGAACUAAGAAAUGCUCUGUAUGGUAUUAGUUAUGUUUUGCCUGGUUUAGUUUUGCAACUUCUGUAUUCCAAGUAUGGAGGAGGGAUCUACAUUACAUGGAAUAGUGAGGAAAGAAUUACUUUUUGCUUAUUUCUUCACUGGAAAUGUUGAUUUUGGUUAAUACAUUGUAUUCCUCUAUAAAUGUUAACUUUUGUUGAAUUGGAACAAGACUAAAAAACAAUGAAGAUGCAUAUGGUGUUUUGUUGUGUUUUUUUAUUCAA